Messenger RNA from Rhodamnia argentea, 1158 nucleotides. Its product is annotated as DNA-3-methyladenine glycosylase. Gene Ontology annotation, molecular function: alkylbase DNA N-glycosylase activity; DNA binding. NCBI's taxonomy places the organism in Eukaryota, Viridiplantae, Streptophyta, Magnoliopsida, Myrtales, Myrtaceae. The record is from RefSeq and is a predicted model, not a curated record. The coding region runs from base 60 to 881 and encodes 273 amino acids. Gene Ontology annotation, biological process: base-excision repair. The transcript has 6 exons.
UCGACCGGAUCGCAACCCUCGAGCCAAUACCCGCCAAAAUCACGGGAGUCCACCGCCCAAUGAAGACGAAGAUGACGGCGAAUCGCAAUGCCAAACGACUCGGAGGACCCAGGAAAUCACCGAGUCGAGCGAGCGAUCGCACCGAGUCGCUCAAAACUCGGACGAGUCGGCGGACCAAGUCAGUCCCCGCCCGGGAAACGGCGAGUCCCGGGACUCAGCUUCAACCCCGGCAUCGACCCAGUCAAGCCCUGCCCUCGUCGAGCUCAUCCUUCGACCGGUUCAAGAUUCUCUCACGGGAAUUUUUUCAAAUAGAUGCUCUGGACCUCGCGCCACGGUUGCUCGGGAAGUUCCUGAGACGAGACGAUGUGGUUCUUCAGAUUACGGAGGUUGAAGCUUAUCGGCCAAAUGAUUCGGCUUGUCAUGGUCGAUUUGGCAUUACGGCAAGGACGGCACCAGUUUUUGGACCAGGAGGACAUGCAUAUGUGUAUCUCUGCUACGGUCUCCACAAAAUGCUUAACAUUGUAGCAGACAAGGAAGGAAUUGGAGCGGCUGUCCUGAUUCGCUCUUGUGCUCCCAUUAGUGGGCUAGCGACCAUCCAGAAACGUAGGGGUCAGGAAACAGAGAAGCCUGUGCUUCUUACUGGGCCUGGCAAGGUUGGCCAAGCACUAGGACUUUCAACUGACUGGUCAAGCCAUCCCCUUUAUACUCCUGGUGGUUUAGAAAUCCUAGAUGGGCCAAAGCCGGAAAACAUACUGAUCGGUCCAAGAGUGGGCAUCGAAUAUGCUUUGCCCGAUGAUGUCAACGCAUUAUGGAGAUUCGCUGUCGCGGGUUCAGCUUGGGUAAGUUCCCCAAGAAACACUCUUAGGCUGCCCGGAUUAUAGACUGGACACAUAUUUGAAGACCUUUUGCUAGAGGUGCGUCACGAUGGUAACACGGAUCUAUAAUUGAUCUAGGAAUCCCCAAGAUUCUUAUGGGAUGGUUGAAGUGUGAUAAGGUGUUUCCAUUUAUCUGGAACUUCGAUGCAACGAAUGUAUAUAUUUCUUUCUUUGCAAUGCAUAACAAAAGGUGAAGGACAACACUGAAAUGGGAAUAGUGUCUCCAAAUGAACUCUAGCAUCCAGAUGAGUACAUAUGAACAUUUCUUUUCCCCUUGCUUUGC